UUUACUUCCUCUUCUAUCGGACUUUUGAUGAUGAGGUAAUAGUUCUUCAUUGCUCUGUGUUUCUUGUGUAUCACUCCGCCAGAAAAGUAGAGACCUGUGUAUGUGUUUCAUGUUUCCAACAAAGGUAUCACUCCGCCAGAAAAGUAGAGACCUGUGUAUGUGUUUCAUGUUUCCAACAAAGGUGGCCAAAAAAAGGAUGAAACGACGGAAUGGUGGAGUGUCUCCUACUUAUAAAAAAACUACACAAUGCAGAAUAAGACUCACUACACAAGGACACAACUUCUUGUCUGAGUGGUGGCCUAUGCCACUUGAGGUCAUCAUAGUUUUGGCUCACUGGCAGCCAAGGACUUCAGAGACCUCGGCAUGGAUGGGAUGACAGCAUGCAGACAAGACAGAGACUUCAAGGAUCUCAACGAAGAUAAGAUGACAACACGCAGACGAACUCGGCGACAAGGUGUCCGUCCUGCAUCCAGGGAGAACAAACCCCGACCCGACCCGACCCGCCACACGUGACAGAACAUACUGGACAACUUGUCUUUUAUCAACGCUGACAAAAGCUGACAGAUUGGAAGCAAUCAACUAUCAAGAUGCAGCAGACUUCCACUUCUAUGAGAUGACUUGUUGAGGGAUGGGCUUUCAAAGAAAUGUUCUGCAGAGGAAAAGGUGAAGCUUUACUAUGGUUCAGAGCGGUCAAGCGAACAUGGAUCCUGACCGAAUGUCAACCGGCAGUUUUCGGUGAGAAAAUUGUUGUAAAAAGUCGCCUCUUACCGGAGAUCAACUGCCGUCGACUUCCCAGAGACACUGGCCUCAAGACACCCGUGGACACACACCUCCGACUAUCAGGUGAAGCUUUACUAUGGAUCAGAGCGGUCAAGCGAACAUGGAUCCCGACCACUUGUCAACCGGCAGUUUUCGGUGAGAAAAUUGUGGUAAAAAGUCGCCACUUACCGGAGAUCAACUGCCGUCGACUUCCCAGAGACACUGGCCUCAAGACACCCGUGGACACACCCCUCCGACUAUCAGGUGAAGCUUUACUAUGGAUCAGAGCGGUCAAGCCAACAUGGAUCCCGACCACAUGUCAACCGGCAGUUUUCGGUGAGAAAAUUGUGGUAAAAAGUCGCCACUUACCGGAGAUCAACUGCCGUCGACUUCCCAGAGACACUGGCCUCAAGACACCCGUGGACACACACCUCCGACUAUCAGGUAAAGCUUUACUAUGGAUCAGAGCGGUCAAGCGAACAUGGAUCCCGACCACAUGUCAACCGGCAGUUUUCGGUGAGAAAAUUGUGGUAAAAAGUCGCCUCUUACCGGAGAUCAACUGCCGUCGACUUCCCAGAGACACUGGCGUCAAGACACCCGUGGACACACCCCUCCGACUAUCAGUGAAUCAAGCCAUGACAAACAGGAGCACGGCGCACAUUCCAACUGAAAGGGUCGCCAUACCAACCCGCUCCAUGUUCCUGUUCAGCCGGACUAACGCAGAUGAUGAGCUGUGUAAACAACGGAGCUGAUCCCAGAUAUCCUUUUGUCCUGAAACAAUAUUUGAAAAUUGGGGGACAAUGGACCGCCGCCGUCCUGGGUCAUCGGACACAGCGUACACUGGCGACCAAAAUUCCUUACAACAGGAAGAACCGGAGCUGUACGCCGAGGAAAGUCUCUUGCUGUCGUCUCUCGGGUUCAGUGGACCACCCAGGAAGGACAUGUUUUGAGCAGUGGGUGUGGCCGUCUGCUUCUGUACUGAGCGAGUAAAAACUCAGCUGGCAACUACAGGACCACUUGCCAACCAUCCCGGAUUUUCCAGGAGACUCCCGAAAUUCAGCGCCUCUCCCGAAAACCUCCCGGGACAAAUUUUCUCCCGCAAAUCUCCCGAAAUUCAGGCAGAGCUGGAGGCCACACCCCCUCCAGCUCCAUGCGGACCUGAGU
Molecule: messenger RNA, 1923 nt
Organism: Nerophis ophidion (straightnose pipefish)
Lineage: Eukaryota; Metazoa; Chordata; Actinopteri; Syngnathiformes; Syngnathidae
Exons: 12
Coding region: 645-1511 (288 amino acids)
Source: RefSeq, a predicted model, not a curated record